Messenger RNA from Tympanuchus pallidicinctus (lesser prairie-chicken), 3482 nucleotides. RefSeq names its product frizzled class receptor 3 (gene FZD3). Gene Ontology annotation, molecular function: Wnt receptor activity; Wnt-protein binding. The record is from RefSeq and is a predicted model, not a curated record. Gene Ontology annotation, biological process: non-canonical Wnt signaling pathway; canonical Wnt signaling pathway. Lineage: Eukaryota; Metazoa; Chordata; Aves; Galliformes; Phasianidae. Gene Ontology annotation, cellular component: plasma membrane. Bases 614 to 2614 code for a protein of 666 amino acids. The transcript is spliced from 7 exons.
CCAAGCCACGAGUGCAGCUUGCAGGGCAGAGCAAAAGUCCUCAGUAGUGCAGGUUGGGACUUGUGUAUUGGUGGCAGUGACUGUUUUGUUUUUGUUUUGUUAUUCAGCAGAAGCUAUGUGGCCGUGCAAGUAAAGAUGCUAUCGCUGAGAACGUGCUGGUGGAGUUUGAGUCAUGAGAAGCUUGGUUUCAGUGUGGUCAGUGGUUGUAGUCUCACAUGGUUGUAAGUUAAAGUGCAGGGUUUCUCUAAAAAUAUUUUAUUCCUAGUAAAUAGAUUUCUGCCUUUCCACCAUCAUUUUCAACUACCUGUCAGAGGAAGAAUGUAACCUGGCUGCUGUUCUAUCAGGAUGGAGUCAAUUGUGUGGGAAUGUGGUUAAACAUCUGAAUACCUUAACCUGAUGCAGGUGGUAAAGCAAGAUGCCUCGUUCGUCUGUCUCAAAUGCAUCAUCUUCAGGACUGAGCUGACAAUGCUGUGCACUGAGAGUUUCCCAGUCGUGAAGAACCUAAACCAGGACUGCAAAUAACUGCUGCUGAAGCAAAAUCAGGAGGCAGGAGAAGAGUUGAAAGAGCUUUCUGGCUGGGCUCGGGAACUGGCCCCAUUCACGGCGUGGAAGGAUGGCUGUUAGCUGGAUGUUCUGCUGCUUUUGGCUCUUGGAUGUUUUGGUGGGCUGCACAAGAGGGCACAGUUUGUUUUCCUGUGAGCCCAUCAUCCUGCGGAUGUGCCAGGAUCUGCCUUACAACACCACCUUCAUGCCUAACCUUCUGAACCACUAUGACCAGCAGACAGCAGCAUUAGCAAUGGAGCCAUUUCAUCCGAUGGUGAAUUUGGAAUGUUCCAGAGAUUUUCGACCAUUUCUUUGUGCCCUCUACGCUCCCGUGUGCAUGGAGUAUGGCCGUGUCACGCUGCCGUGUCGCAGACUCUGCCAAAGAGCGUACAGCGAAUGCUCCAAACUCAUGGAGAUGUUUGGAGUCUCUUGGCCUGAGGAUAUGGAGUGUUCCAGAUUCCCGGAUUGUGAUGAACCGUAUCCUCGUCUUGUUGACCUCAGUUUGGGUGGGGAGCCCACCGAAGAGGCCCCCAUGGCGGUACAGAGGGAUUAUGGUUUUUGGUGUCCUCGAGAGUUGAAAAUAGACCCCGAUCUGGGUUACUCUUUCCUGAGGGUACGGGACUGUUCCCCUCCUUGUCCAAAUAUGUACUUCCGGCGUGAAGAGCUCUCCUUUGCUCGCUACUUCAUCGGAGUGAUCUCCAUCGUCUGCCUUUCUGCUACCUUGUUUACUUUUUUAACUUUUCUGAUCGAUGUCACAAGAUUUCGCUAUCCAGAAAGACCGAUAAUAUUUUACGCCGUCUGUUACAUGAUGGUGUCAUUAAUCUUCUUCAUUGGCUUUCUGCUUGAAGACCGAGUAGCGUGUAACGCGUCUAGUCCUGCCCAGUACAAGGCUUCCACGGUGACGCAGGGCUCUCACAACAAAGCCUGCACCAUGCUUUUCAUGGUGCUCUAUUUCUUUACCAUGGCUGGCAGUGUUUGGUGGGUCAUUCUUACCAUCACGUGGUUCUUGGCAGCCGUGCCAAAAUGGGGCAGUGAAGCGAUCGAGAAGAAAGCGUUGCUCUUCCACGCCAGCGCCUGGGGCAUUCCAGGAACUCUAACCAUCGUCCUCUUAGCAAUGAAUAAAAUUGAAGGUGACAAUAUUAGCGGCGUAUGUUUUGUUGGCCUCUAUGAUGUGGAUGCAUUAAGAUACUUUGUACUUGCACCCCUCUGCCUGUAUGUUGUUGUUGGAGUUUCCCUUCUGCUAGCUGGCAUUAUCUCUCUCAAUCGGGUUCGCAUUGAAAUCCCAUUAGAAAAAGAGAACCAAGACAAGCUAGUGAAGUUCAUGAUCCGGAUUGGCGUGUUCAGUGUUCUGUACCUCGUGCCACUGUUGGUUGUAAUUGGCUGCUAUUUCUAUGAGCAGGCUUAUCGAGGGGUGUGGGAGACGACGUGGAUUCAAGAACGCUGCAGGGAAUAUCACAUCCCGUGUCCUUACCAGGUCACUCAGAUGAGUCGUCCGGAUCUGAUCCUCUUUCUGAUGAAAUAUCUCAUGGCUUUGGUGGUUGGGAUACCCUCUGUCUUCUGGGUUGGAAGCAAAAAGACCUGUUUUGAGUGGGCCAGCUUUUUCCACGGACGCAGGAAAAAAGAAGUUGUCAACGAGAGCCGCCAGGUGCUGCAGGAGCCAGAUUUCGCUCAGUCUCUCCUGCGGGACCCCAACACCCCCAUCAUCCGCAAGUCCAGGGGCACCUCCACCCAGGGCACCUCCACCCACGCCUCCUCCACCCAGCUGGCCAUGCUGGACGAGCAGAGGAGCAAGGCGGGCAGCGUGCACAGCAAAGUGAGCAGCUACCACGGCAGCCUGCACCGCUCACGCGACGGCCGCUACACGCCCUGCAGCUACAGAGGCAUAGAGGAAAGGCUCCCUCACGGCAGCAUGUCCCGGCUCACCGACCACUCCCGGCACAGCAGCUCCCAUCGGCUCAACGAGCAAUCGCGCCACAGCAGCGUCAGGGACCUGAGCAGCAACCCCCUGACGCACAUCACGCACGGCACCAGCAUGAACCGCGUCAUCGAGGAGGACGGCACCAGCGCUUGAGCCUGGCGGCGCCGCUCGGCGUUACGGCGCCUCUGGGCAGCCGCUGCUUUUGUGCGUCGGGAGGCCGAGGCCGGCUUCUCUGUUGUGUAGCCGCCGUUCUCACGCCUGCGUCAGAGCCGGCCUUCGGCAGGCUUCAGUCACUGAGCACCCGGCUGCCUGCCUCGUUAGGGCCUCUCUGUAGGUAAUUAUUUAUUUGAUAACUGUUAUUUACCCAUCAGCCAUCGUUGCUGGACUCCUUGUUCUUGAAGAAAAACCUUCCCCUCCCUCCGACGUGUCGUCACAUCAGCAGGUGCCACCACGGUCAGUCACACCCACAUGUUCUCUAAUGGGCCUAAGGGAAUUCUUGGAUAUUGAAGGAAUUCCUCCACAUCUCUGAUAGCAGAGCGAUUCUUGUCUCACAGAGGGAGGGGCCCGGACUCAGUGCUGUGCAAAGACAGUGGCAGCGUUUGUAACAGAUAACACUGGAAAUGCAACAGGAGCAGCGUUUGGGAGGAGAGAGGAGAUGGCUGAGGAUCGCCAGCUCCUCCCAGGGCUGCUCAGGCUCAGCUGCGGGGAUGGGUGGAGGGAGGGGGAGGAAGGAGGCAAGGAAGGGCGCUUUUUGUAUAACUUGCAUUGUCCUUGCUUUUUUUACAAGAUACUAUUUAAAUUUUCUACUUGUUUACAAUUUAUGUAGGAAGAGAGGAAUUUUAAAACCAGUUAUCUAGAUAAUAUUCAGCCACUUAUUUUUAGAUUACUGUCCAAAAGCUGAGAUCGCCCGUUCCCAAUCUAUUUAGAAACGGAAAGAGCUAAAUUUGUCGCCACACCGGGCUGGGCAGCCUGUCACCAACAGAACAAACCAACGCUGGGGCUGAAACGGCUGCGAGGAGCU